Molecule: messenger RNA, 591 nt
Organism: Salvia splendens (bonfire salvia)
Lineage: Eukaryota; Viridiplantae; Streptophyta; Magnoliopsida; Lamiales; Lamiaceae
Exons: 2
Coding region: 1-591 (196 amino acids)
Molecular function (GO): nucleic acid binding
Source: RefSeq, a predicted model, not a curated record
AUGGAGACAAAACCCAUAGAGAGUAUCACAACAGAUGUGGUGAGGGAUUGCUUGAUCAAUAAGAUAUUGCCUGCCAUCAUAGCCAAGUGGCUAGAUGGGGCAACUAAAGUUCUCAAGAUACAACAAGAUAACGCGAGACCACACAUCAAAGACAAUGACCCAGUUUUCAGAGAAGCUGCACAACAAAGUGGUUUCUCAAUAUCAAUUGUGCAACAACCACCUAACUCACCUGACACCAAUGUGAAUGAUUUGGGUUGGUUCAGAGCAAUACAGUCACUACAAACUCAGACUGCAUGCAAUAAUGUGGAUGAUUUAAUCAAUGCAGUUGAGAAAUCAUUCCAUGAAUUACAACCAGAGACUUUGGAUAAUGUUUUCCUAAGUCUUCAAGGCUGUUACAUGGAAUUUAUGAAAGUCCAGGGUCAGAACAGAUACAAGCUGCCCCACGUGGGGAAAGCACAUUUAAGGAGGACAAAUCAACUUCCACUGAAUCUAGAAGUUCCAGUGGAGCUAGCUAUGCAAGCAAUUGCUUAUCUGCGAGACCAGGGGAGCAACCAAGGAUUGGAGACAAUUUCCCAAGCCUUAGGAUUAUGA